UGCUGGCGUUAUGUUGUGGCAUUUCCCAUCUUCAUAUCGCUCGGCUCCGUUAGUUCUUGUUUGCCCUUCGAACCGAUCAGUUGUUAGCUGUCAACUUGUGCAAUAACAAAGAGAAUAAAAAAAAACUAUAUGUCCGUGUAGUUAAAAUCGAUAUAAAAUAAAUUACUUUUCGAAUGGAAAUAUAAAUUUUAAUUAACAAUAAUUGUCAGUACGCGUGUUAAAAUAACAUGUUUUUUUGAGAUAACAUUAAAGAACAUACAAUUGUAAACAAUUUUAAUGAAGACUUUACGAAAUUAAGGUGAAAAAAAAAACAAGUUGUAAUUUUUAACAAACAUUUGAAUGCAAUUCAAAGUUGAUGUUUUUUUUUUGUUUCGGAAAUAAUAAUAGUUUUUAAAGUGAAACGUGACGAUAAAACAUCGAAUCAGUGUGUUAUUUUACAAUCUCAGUGUGUAACUAACUGAACGAGAUUGUGUGGAGAGGAAAAUUGGACACAAAAAUGCGUUGCAAGACAUAGAAAAAAGACAGAGCAAAAAUUAACGACACCAACAGAAUAAUGAACUAAUGGAAUGUUACUGCUGCAAAACACAUCGACACAGAGUGAGUUUGGAUAAAAUUGGUUAAAUCGAUACGCUUCACAGCAAAAAAAAACGUUAUAUCGAAUGCCUGACGAUAAUAAUGACAUGUGAAUAAAGCGAACACUUUGGCGGUGAUAUAUACGACUGACAUUUGCAUGUUUCGAAUCACAUUUGAAUAAUGAAUUCUCAUUUUUGUCCAUGCGAAUGCAAAAAUCAAUGCUAAAAAGUCAAUGGUAUGCGUCCAUAUAAUGAGUUUAUAAUUUAAAGAGUGCAUAAAAUUCGAGUGAUACGAAUAAAAAUUGCGCCCGUUUCAAUUUCCGGCGUAUUAAAUUAUCGUCAAAAAUCAACAAAAACAACGACACCGCGCUCGAACCAAAAAAUUGCCGAUAAUUUAUAUUUAAAUAUAUAUAUCGAAUUAAUUGAUGAUAUCGCUGAAAAACACCGGAGCCGAACUCAUUCACGUACAACAUUUGGAUCAUAUAUUUAUUGAAGCAUCAAAUGGAAUAGAUCAACAAUAUAGACAGAUAGAUAGCUACAUGUGUGACAGGACUUAAAAUUAAAGCUCGCACACACACACAUUCACAUCGAAUACAUGGAUUUAUUUAAUUGUUCAGACAAUUUCGUGAUUAUUAUAAAUUGAUGGGAAAAUAAUGAUACAACAACAGCUACAACAAUUGAAAUAACGAGAUAAAAUAUACGUGCAACAGCCAUCAAUCGAGAAACGACAAAAAAAAAACGUUCAUAUAAAUCCGGGACAUGAGAUUUAAUGUGCAAUUUAUAAAAUUUUAUUGAUUGCAUUUUAUGAGGAUAAAAUGAAGUGUUGUUUGACAUGAGAGAGUGAGAAAGAGAGAAAAAAACUUAUUCGAACGCAAUAAAUUUUUACAUAAAGAUCACAUUUUACUGCGUGAAUGCGCACACCGCACAUAAAUUUAAUAUGAAUUGACGUGAACCAACGGAAAAAGAAAAAAAAAACAAUAUAUUUCAAUGAAUUAUUGAUCAAAAGUGUCAUCAAAUAUGUUCAACCUAUUCAAUUAAACAAAUUGACAUGAACGAACAAUAAAAGAAGAGAAAAAAAUCAACUUUAAUAGCCGUCAAAUACACUUUCUCUCAAUAAUUGAAAAUUUAAUUGUUUUUCGAAUUUAUAAAUUGACAUUUUCAAAAACAACCGAAAUAUUCACAAACAUUAAAACGUUGUGUGCAGUAAAUUUCUAUUUUUGAGAGCAUUUGAAGCUGAAAAUAAAUUUUCCGGCAUUUGAAACAAAAAUUAUUCAAACGAGGUAUUGUCGAAGGAUUGACAGUUAUAUCAACAGUUCACGGUAGAUACUCUCUACAUUGUCUGACAACUUGAAUUGGUUUCGGUAAAAAAAAAACACUAAAAUGCGAUGCAAUUCCGAAUGACUGCCAUUAAACGACGACGUCUCAGCAGGAUCAAUUGAGACCAUGUUUUGAUACUGUUAUUCAGAUUCCAGUGUCAGUCAUAGUGCCCAAAAAUGAAGUAGCAUCAAACCAUCGUCAACUAAAUUCAUUGCACAGAUUACACAGUCAAAAAAGUGAUUUUAGUUUUUUAAAACAAUAUUCGCGUAAUGCCACUAAGUGCGAGCUUUUGAGAGAAAAAAAAACGAGAUAACGGAGACCGUUAAAUACCAGCCAUUUUUGAUCGAUUUAUUCGAAUUAUUCGCGAAACUUUUUCCAUAUGCAAAUGUAAAAAUGCCGAUCGAUAAUUGUGAUAAAACAAUGAAAAAAUCCAUCAAAUGGAUAUUUAUUGUGAUUGUGCUGUGCGAACUGUGCAUGCAAAUUCAUGGCGAAUCGGAUGCAGAACCAAUUCCUUUAGUUCGACUACCAUCAAACACUCUACUUAAAUACACCGCAUACAAGGAUGUGAGCAUAUUGCAUUUCGUUGUGCCGAGCGAUACUCGAACCGCUUAUUUCAACUUUAAAGCAUAUGAGGAAACAAAAAGUGCCUUCCAGCGUCAGUGCAAGCCGAGAGAUGUGACAUUGCACCUAAAGGCUGGUAGCUAUCCUGUAAUUAGUCCGGAGAACAUAACUUUUCCCAAACAUUUUUUACAUGCAAAUCAAAGAUUCGAGAUAUACAAUUUGCAAUUCAAGUCUGAUGGUUCGAUGAGAAGGAUGAGCAUCGAUGGCCCGAAUACAGGUGAUUGGUAUGCGGUGGCGUUCAUUUCAUGGACAGAUCCAAGUAACGAUCGAAUUGAGCAACAAGGCCUUGCCGCUUCAUGUGAGACAUUACUAUUGUCUGAAAUGUCUGUGGUUAGUGUUAAACCGAUCAUUCUAAAUGCUGACAACGGAUUAAUGUAUAAUAAUACACUUUAUGGAUACGCUAACGACCGUUAUGCCAACAACCAUAAUAAGAGCAACCAGCGUAGCAGCAGCAGCAGCAACACCAGCUCAAGCAGCAGUAACUUCAGCAAUAGUUCGGCUUCAAUCAGUAGUUCGGCGGUUGGCAGCAACACAACCAAUGCAAAUGCAGAUAAAUCAAAGACCUCAAACCCGGCACCAUCGAUAAUUUAUAAAUUUUUUGUGCCACGUUAUGUGGAUGUGGUUGGAUUACACUUCAACAUAAUGCGAGCUUGUAACCAAUGUCAGGCGAUUGUAAUUCAUGUGCAGGCAAACGCAUUACCAACACCAAAACAUUUUAUUCACAGUGCUGUCAUUUAUGCAAAUAAAACCAGCGAAUAUCAAAUCGAAUUUUAUCCACACCAAAAUGUAUGGCAUUAUAUUGAAAUCGGUUUUGUGAAUCGCAACAAUGACAGCGCCAUCAAUACAACAAACGCCACAACAACAACAUUUAACAGCAGCAGCACCAACGACAGCAGCAGUAGUAGUAUUAGUAGCAAUAACAACAUUAAAGCUUUCAAAUCAAAGGCCCGACAAGAGAAGCGACAACAGUUUAUGGAAAAUAAUAUUUUUGUAAAUUUUAGCAUAGGUUUGCAAUUUAUAUAUGAAAUGCCGAUUGCUGUUGUGGAACCAUCGGAAAAUGGACCGAAUGAAAAUAAAUCAACGGCAAAUUUAAACAGUAAUAAAGACGAUAGCAGUAGCAAUCGGAGUAGUAAUAUAAAUAGGGACGGCAGUACAGGGUCAGAGAAUGUAAAUCGUACGGUCAACACAUCAAAUUCCAAUUCAUCAUCAUUGGUCGACCAACAUUUAAACCAGCCAACCACCACCACCACCACCACCACUACCGCUACUACAGAUGCCAAUAGCAUUGCUACGGAUGCGGACGGUAUCAAUGAUAGUAAUGAUGAUGAUGAUGAUUUUGCUGCUACUGCUGCAGUAACUGCAGAUGAAAAGGACAUCGAUUUCAAGCCAAACGUCAAGAUACCAGCUAAACCGAGGAAAAUUAAUUAUCAUACAUUGCUUCGGCAAACUUAUCGCGAAUUCUUUAUGUUCGACUACGAUUUAUUGCCGGAUGACAAUGGAACGAUUCCAACUUUUAUCAAUUUAACGGCCGGCAUUACAACUGGUUUUCGUUUUGAUGUUGGCAAUGUUUUUGACAUUGGGGGUACACUAAGCUUUGCCGUUGUUAUGAAAGAUAAUUUACAUGAUGCAACAUUAGCUGCAGCCGCAUCGGCUGCAUCGAUUGUUAAAACCCGAAGCAGUCGAAUCACAAGCGAUGUUGCUGUUGCUGAGAAGCUCGUUCACAUUAACGAUGACGCUUUGAAUGAUGCACCCGGCCAUGCAUUAGACGAUGGUAAACCCAACAAUGGCAUCGAUGCCAUGAAUUUUGAAUUAAAUCAUUCGGAUGAAAAUGAUGAUGGCAUCGAUAAUAAUGGUUCAGGUAGUAAUCAAACAAUAAUCAUAUGCAUGCACUUGAAUGCGGCUGCCAUACCAAAGUGGCCAAAUCAAUGUGUAUACGGACAGCAUGUGUUUCCCGCAGCAAGCAUUAUGAACAAUACAAAUGAAGACACAAGCACCGGCCUAAUCCAUGUUCCAUUUCCUGAAGGUGGCCAAUGGUAUGUAACGCUCGGUUUAUUUUGUCAUGGUGCACAAACCAGUCGCAUCACGAUCAUUGACAGCGUUAAAGAUUUUAUCAAAAAGUAUGUUGAUCAUUUACAUAACGUUCGUACACCAUGUGCAUGUGCCAAUCGAACUGAUUUUUAUCAGAAAUGUAUAGGCGAUGCACGGUGCUUGAGUGAAUUGAGUGAAUCGGAUACGCUUAAAGUGAAAGAAUGUCUAAUGGAUUCAAAAUGUACGACCAAACACAAAGAGAUGGCCCGCAAAUUUGAGAUGCACCAUCGUUACGCAACCGAACAAUCAGUGGAGGCCGACAGUGAUUCGUGCAAUGCAAGUGCAGUUUUUACCAUUUCAUCGAGUCCGUGUGUUGCUGGCCGUUGUGGUCGUUAUGGUCGUUGUUAUCAUUAUAUGUCGGGUGGAUUUGUAUUUUCAACGUGUCUCUGUAUGAAAGGCUAUCGUGGUUGGGAUUGCACUGAAGACAGUCAAGUACCGUCAAGCUUCUCCAUUUUACUUGCACUUCUGUUGCUCACACUCAGUAAUUUACUAUUUAUACCGAGCAUUUAUAUAGCCGUACGUCGUAAAUACUUUACCGAAGGCAUUAUUUACUUUUUUGCAAUGUUCUUUUCGAUAUUUUAUCAUGCUUGCGAUUCCGGUGAGGAUGAGUAUAGCUUUUGUUUGGUGAAAAUUGGCGUAUUACAAUUUGCCGAUUUCUAUUGUGGCCUCCUUGCAAUUUUUGUCACACUCGUUGCAAUGGCAAAUAUUCGUCAAACAUUUGUAUCGAUUUUACAUAUGGUGGGUGCUGUUGUAAUUGCAUUUGGUACGGAAUUGAAUAAGCAAAGCUUGUGGGUAUUUUUGGCACCAGCACUGACUGGCAUUUGUCUAAUAUCGAUUAGUUGGGGCUAUCGAUGCAAACGUACGCAUAAAUGUUUUCCAGCCCGACGUUAUUUAUCGAUCUUUUUGCCGAUCGGCAUGGUUUUGGUGAUGUGCGGUUUAAUUUGUUACGCAUUUUUACAAACUCGUCACAAUUACUUUAUAGUUCAUUCGGCCUGGCACAUGCUAAUGGCGUUAAGUAUUCUAUGCUUAUUGCCAAGCCGCAAUUCAUUUAUACCAAAAUGCUAGCAUACAAUUAACACUGUGUCAUCGUCAACAGCAUCGUUUAGUGAACGAAGCAUUCGCUUGAAUCCGAUUCGUUUGCUAAUCGGUUGUAAUUGUUACUAUUGUCGCUUUUUGUAUCAACAAAAUGCUUACGAUACCAUAGAUGAUUAAAUUCUAAAGCUGUGGAAAAUGAGGUCCGGAUGUUUAAACACAGGCACACAUAUUUAUAUACAAACUCAGAGAGAAACAUAGAAGCAAAGAAUGAGAUACGGCGCAGAAAAGACCAUUCCAAAUUCCAACUGGUAAACAUACAAACAAAACAUAAUGAAUGUGAGGUGAACUACGAAUAGCCGACAUUUUCGAUCCGUAUGGCUAAAAGAGGUCGUUUGGUUUUUAAUGUUAGAUUUUUAGCACCGGAACACACUCACUCAAAACAAACAAAACACAAAAUGAAAGGAAAAUUACUUGCCUUAACUUUAUUAGAAGCGAAACACUGCUGGUAAAAAAAAAAGAAAUUGUAGGUGAAUGUAGAAAGGAAGAAACCAAUUUAUAUGCCAUUGUUCAAUACCAAAGAACAUUUUGAAUAUAAGAAUUUUAGGUGAACAAACAAAAAACAGAGAAAACGACACAAACAACUUAAAAUUUAAACAAAAGAAUAUAUAUCAUUGUAAUGUAAUAAGAUCGAAAUCGAGAAAAAAGGGUAUUUUUCAUGUUUCAAUGUAAACAAAAUUUAAAUGAAUAGAAAUUAGACGCCAAAAAAACUGGUAAUUGUAUAAUACUUUGUAAAAUUAAUUCGUCAGCGUCUCGCUUGCGAGAGAGAGAAAAAAUUGAAGCGGGAUAGAAAAUUCGAUUUGUAAAUUAACAUGGCGAAGGGCCAACGUUAUAUCGCGUCAGUCCAACCAGAUUGAAAAAGGUCACAAAUUGUGGAAUAAUUGUAAUAAUGAGGGAUAAAAACGUCAUAAAAUAUAUGCCAGAAAUUUAUUUGUUAAACAUACACUCUAAAAAAUGUACUAACAAUUUUAUUGGAUUUAUUAUGAUUAUUAUGCAAUUGUUGUUUUAUUCGCACGCGUGUGUGAAACAUUUUUGUUCGCCUCCUGCCGCCAUAUACAGUUAAAUAAACACAAAAUAUGUUCCAUUCUUAUGUAUAAUCGAUUGAAUUACUAAAAAAAAACGUGUGUUAAAAGUUUAAUUAAACAAAAAUUUCAAAUUGAUUAUGUGCUAUGUAUUAUAAAUAUAUCUAAAAAUUAAGAGAAAUUACCAAAAAAAAACAUGUAUAACUUAGUCAGAACGAGCCCACAGAUACAUGACGUAAAUCUAUAUUAAAACUCUACUAUGUAUGAAAAUUGUGUAUAAAAUAUAACAAACUGAGAGAACCAAACUAAUGGAAUAAAUAAAGCAAGUGCUCAAAUUGAAUUAAAA
Molecule: messenger RNA, 7058 nt
Organism: Contarinia nasturtii (swede midge)
Lineage: Eukaryota; Metazoa; Arthropoda; Insecta; Diptera; Cecidomyiidae
Exons: 8
Coding region: 2283-5663 (1126 amino acids)
Cellular component (GO): plasma membrane
Source: RefSeq, a predicted model, not a curated record